This is a messenger RNA of Amaranthus tricolor (Joseph's coat), 2398 nucleotides long. RefSeq lists its product as uncharacterized. Bases 1805 to 2380 code for a protein of 191 amino acids. Gene Ontology annotation, molecular function: transposase activity; DNA binding. NCBI's taxonomy places the organism in Eukaryota, Viridiplantae, Streptophyta, Magnoliopsida, Caryophyllales, Amaranthaceae. The transcript has 3 exons. The record is from RefSeq and is a predicted model, not a curated record. Gene Ontology annotation, biological process: DNA transposition.
CAGUAGAAACACUCAAUUUUGAUAGUUAUAUGUAUAAAUUAACUCUAUAAUUUUAAAAAUUGUCAACAAUAUAUUAUGCAAUAUAUUAUAGGAAAAAAUGUUUCUAAAAGGCCAACAUUUUGGCCAUCUGCAAAUAAAAGGCCAAUGUUUCAUUUAUUCUUUAAAAAUCCAACCUUUUGCUCAAUUUUGCAAAGAAAGAGCUAUUUUACUAGUCACCGGUAAAAUCAUUAAAUUCCUAUACCAACCAAGUCAUAGCUGUCAGUUAGACUUUAUUUCAAAAAAUAAAGGUUACUAUCUUCUUCUUCACACAUGGAAUUACCUUCUUUAACCAAAAAUAAUCUAACCUUCAGCAUUCUUGUGAUGGAGGUUCAAGCAAAAUUUUAAGGCAACUUCCCUUUCUUCGGCAUUGCAAAGGAGAUUUCGAGAAAAACAUCACAACACAAAAUUUUCCAGGCAUUUGCUUCCCAUUCUUCAUUCGAAAAAAUCAGUGCUCUAACUUCUUGAAUUCGCUCCCUUCUUCCUUGCGACAUCUUCUUGCAGAAACAUCUAAGCUUUAGAGGUAUGUAGUAUUACUCAAUUAAGGUUUUGUUCUUCAUUGUUGUAUUUUAUUUUGUCUUUAAAAUUGAAUUCGUUUUACAAAUCUGCUUCCUUUGGCUGCGGUUUUUCCUAUUCAAUUUCCUGUUUUUAUCUUGUAAUUUGUUAAUUGAUUGUUGUUGUGUGCGAAUAAUGUAUUAGGGUUCCUAAAAUUAGAUAAAUCAAUAAGAUGAAGAAAUUGAAAAUCUGGAAAAAAGCAAGUAGUUCGAAAAUGCAGCAUUCUGAGUUGGCAACUGAGUUGGGCAAUGUUAGGGUAAAUGAGGUGGAGCUCGAAAGAUCUCAUGUGGCACAUGAGGUUGUGCAUGAGUUGGAAAGAGCAAAUGUAGAUGUUGAUGUUGGGCAAAUGGGACCACCAAACACAUAUACGGGUUAUAAAGAAUGUGUAAGUGCUAACCCUAGAUUUAAAACAAAUAACUCAGCUGCUAUUUCUACCCUAAACCUUACACCAAUUGAGAGAGGCCACAUACAGCAAGAAACUUUCUGAUUUUGAGGAUAGCAGUGAUGAUGAUUACAGUUGUGGUGAUGAGGAUGAAUAUGAGGAUGAUUCUGAUUUGUUUGCAGAAAAUGUAGUUUAUGGUCUCGAUGAUGUGUUUAUAGGUGAUGAUGAAAUUGAUUGUUAGUAGAUAAGGAGGUUGAUGAGGAAAACAAUAGAGACAUAUACUUUAAUGAUGAUGAACUGGAGUCUGAUGAUGAUGAUUUGGGUGCAUUGAAUGUUGAUGAGGAAGGUAUAGGCAGCUAUCCUACAUUCAAUCCUGAGGUUGAUUUUAAGGGUAAGAUCAAUUUGUCUUUAGGCCUUAAGUUUCCUUCUACAUAUGUCUUUAGAAAAGCAUUAAGGUACCAUGCUAUUGAAUGUGGUUACAAUUAUUAUUAUCCGCAUAAUGGUAGAAGUAGGAUAAGUGUGUAUUGCUACAAUAGAUGCGAUUGCGUGAAAUCGAAAGCUAGAAUUGUGAACUGUGUUUGUGGGAAAGAUAAGAAGUGUUACUUUAAGGUUCAUGUUGUAAAGUUGAAAGAUGAGGAGACACUUCAAAUAAGGAGUUAUUUUCCCGAGCACACUUGUGGUCACCAACACCAAAAUAACAAAGUCACUGCUUUGUAUUUAGCUGAGAAAUACAUACAGGAUUGGAGGGAAAAUCCAAAUUGGGAAUUAAAGGCAUUUAGGAAACGGGUAAACAGGGAGUUAGGUUGUGAAGUGAAGUACUCUAAGUGUUACAUGGCUAAAAGAAUUGCUAAGAAAAUGAUAGUUGGUGAUGAUAGUGAAGAGUAUAGCAGGGUGUGGGAUUAUGCGGAAGCAAUAAGGAGGUUUAACCCAGGAAGCACUGCAAUCGUGAAAUGCAUCGGAAUAGACACACCUCCACCCUUGUUUCAAAGGAUGUAUAUAUGUUUGCCAGCAUGUAAGGAGGGUUUUGUUGCUGGCUGUAGGCCUAUUAUAGGUGUGGAUGGGGCACAUUUGAAGGGACCUUUCCCUGGGGUGUUGCUGACUGCUGUAGGUAAGGAUGGGAACAAUAACAUCUUCCCUGUUGCAUGGGCUGUGGUCGAAACUAAAAACGUAGAAACUUGGACUUGGUUUCUAAAUCUCCUCGUAGAAGACCUAAAGUCGGUUAGUCCAUCAAGUAGUUGUGUAGAAGCAGGAUGUGAAGAUUUUACCUUCAUGAGCGAUAGGCAAAAGGGUUUGAUUGAAGCUUUGAACUCAGUGAUUCCUGAAGCUGAAAUUAGGUUCUGCUGUAGGCAUAUUUGGGCUAACUUCAAGAUCAAGUUUCCUGGAGAGUUGUACAAACAUCACUUUUGAAAAGCAACAAGAGCUUAC